AUGCCGACGUAUCCCAUCCGUCGCCGCCGCCCGCGCGAUUGCAAAACCUGUCUGCCGUGCCGCGCCAGCAAGGUCCGCUGCGAUCGCAAUAUCCCCUGCAGCAAUUGCCUCAAGCGCAACUUCGCAUGUACCUACGGUCGGCCACCGCCGACGCGACCAUCCGCCCCCGCGACAGCCAGCACCACCUCGGCCACCCCGCUACAGCCUCUUUACGCCUCCUUUGGCGUUUCGCCGGCCUACGAUGGUCCUGCCCCUCUCUCACAGUCGGUUCCACAUGUGCGGGAUGAUCCUUACGCCCCCGAGCGAUCCGUGUCUCCGAGCGAUGACCCGGAUCUACCAGAGAUGAUCGACAUCUCACAGGAGGAAUGGGAUGAGAUCAGUAUGAAGAUGGCCGCCAUGGAAGAGAUUAUGGGCAGCCUGCACACAAUCUUUAGAACCCACUCGGCGCGGAGGAAGCCCGAUUUCACCGCGGCGACGGCCACGACAACGCCGUCCGAACGGAAGGAUUCGAUCAGGUCGGAAGGCGUCUAUGGGUCUAACGUGAUGAGGACGGGUGCCGUGCAUCUCGGGUCUCGAUCCGCGCUCGUAGAUAUCCUGGACAAAUCCAAAGACUCGGAGCACAUGGCGCAGGCGCUACCCCCGGAGGAUCUGUUGGCAGACCUGGCACUGGGCAAUGAAGCCAUGGCGUAUCCCUUUGUGGACCUGUGGUCCUCGGAUCCGUUUACCUUCAACAUUGCCGGCGUAUGCGGCGUGCUCCCAGAUGACGAACAAUGUCUCAGGUUUCUAAGUUUUUAUCGAGAUAUUGGUGCGGUUUUGUACCCUGUCCUCCCGGACCUCGAUGCGCUGAAUCGCAAGGCGAACCUGUUGCUGGAAGGGAGACAACGGGCCGGAGGGGUCUAUAAGCCGGACGCCGAUGGGCUAGUCAAGCCAUUUGGGAUGGAACUGCAUUUCCUGAGCUUGCUUUUUGCGGUGCUUGCCUCGGGCUGCCAGUUGUCGGACCUGCCAAGUGCGGACCGCGAACUGACUUCGUGGGUGUAUAUCUCCUGUGCAUAUCAGUGCCUGCGGAUGUUGAAUUACGUCUCCCAACCGACGGUCGAGGUGAUUCAGGUACUGCUCAUUAUUAGCAAUGUGCUCUCGUAUAACAUGAACGCGGGAGCCUCCUAUACAUUGCUCGGCAUGACGGAGAGAAUGUGCCUGGUGCUCGGCCUGCACGUAGAAUCAAGUGGGUUCACGAUAGAGGAUCAAGCCACCCGAAGACGCACAUGGUGGACCAUGGCAUUCCAAAAUAGUCACUUCUCCCUCGCAUACGACCGACCCUCCAUCACCAUGGUCAGCCAGCCUGAGAUACCCUUUGAUCGAAAAUCCAUGCCUGGGCAUCGGCCCUACUUCGAGACCCUUUGUCGGGUGGUCUCGCUGGCACUGGAGCUGCUCAAGUCCCGCAUGUAUCCUGGUCAUCAGGAGCCCCGACCCCAUGAUAUCCGCGAGUACAAGCAGCGCAUCCACCGCACGCUGGCGGAAGCCUCCCCACAUUUGCGACACAAGGAUCAAUGCCGCUCCCUUGCCGAGCACAUCGAGCGCACCGAGUUACGGUUACACUCCUCCUAUCUGCUGUCCGUCGUCACGCGAGUGUCUUUGGACCGACAUGCUCACCUUGACGAGGCUCGCCGAGCCUGGAUCCGCGAAGAUUGCCUGAAUAGUCUGGCGAGCACGAUUGAGGCGUUUGUGGAACUGCAUGAGAUCAACUCCCAUUGCUCUCGAUCGUGGAUCAGUCUGCAACGGUCAAUCGCGUCGGCCUUUCUGUUGGUGACGAAUGACGACAGCCCUCGGACCUGGGCUCUCAUCGACGGCCUGGAGAAAGUUCUGGCCGAUCAUGUCUUCGCCGAUGGGGAAGCCAAACACAACGAUCGCACCGACUCGGCCAAACACCUAUCGUCCUCACUGCGAGCGCUCCGGGAAAUUCGCGUCGCUCUCCGCAAUCGAACCGCGACCCCCGCGAUGCCCGAGCCCCGGCCAAAGGCAUAUCCAAAUAUCAUCCUGCCUUCGCCACCCAUGACCGACCACGCCUCGGGGCCGCCGCAUCUUGCAGCUACAGGUAGUCGACCGAUGCCCACCGUUCGGGCCGAAGACUGGAAUAUGCGAAACAUCCUGGGCCGGGUUUCCGAUGUUAUGCUAUUCCCAAGUAUGAGUGGCACCAGUCCCGUGGUGUAA
Penicillium oxalicum is the source of this 2208-nucleotide messenger RNA. RefSeq lists its product as uncharacterized. Lineage: Eukaryota; Fungi; Ascomycota; Eurotiomycetes; Eurotiales; Aspergillaceae. Gene Ontology annotation, molecular function: carboxy-lyase activity; DNA binding; zinc ion binding. The coding region runs from base 1 to 2208 and encodes 735 amino acids. Gene Ontology annotation, biological process: regulation of DNA-templated transcription; DNA-templated transcription. The record is from RefSeq and is a predicted model, not a curated record. The transcript is spliced from 5 exons.